AUGCAGGGAAAAGCCGAUGUUGGUGCUACAUCAUCAAAGACAGAUUUUAGUGAAUACGCUCGUGAGGCUGUCCGGGAAAAGUUUCGCCCGUUUUCAAGGGAAUUUAUUCUGCAACUUGUGCCAACAUCAGCUGAGGUGACGAUGGAUCCCGCAAAAGCCCCACGGUCUCUGCGGAAGACUAUGGUGAUUGAUAAAAGGCGUGUUGUCAAUUACCACAACAAACAAUCACCUCUCGCAACUACAACCACCAAACCAUCCCAUCAUCAUCAUCCUGCCAUGUCUCAAGCCGGACAAGCAAUCCAGUCAACAAUGGACAACACUUUCGCCCAAAUGCCACAAACAGACGACGAGAUGGUGGAGCUGAUCAAGCUCGUCGUCGAAGUGGUGAGGAAAGACCAGUUGGCUGGCGACCUCCGCGAAUUCCAAAAGCAAGAGGAGUUCGAAUUCAAGACUCUCCCGCGGCAUAAGGAGCGCAUGGCAGAGAUCGAUCGUUGGAUGUCGGUGUCGAGGGCGCAGCAGCAAAAGUCGAAGCGUGAGAACCCGUCACGCUUUGACUGGGGAGAUUAUCACGGGGAUCUAGCAACCACUAGGUACUUCUAUCUUUACUUCCAAGGUACCUAG
Molecule: messenger RNA, 621 nt
Organism: Trichoderma virens Gv29-8
Lineage: Eukaryota; Fungi; Ascomycota; Sordariomycetes; Hypocreales; Hypocreaceae
Exons: 6
Coding region: 1-621 (206 amino acids)
Source: RefSeq, a predicted model, not a curated record